Molecule: messenger RNA, 330 nt
Organism: Columba livia (rock pigeon)
Lineage: Eukaryota; Metazoa; Chordata; Aves; Columbiformes; Columbidae
Product: myosin regulatory light chain 11-like
Exons: 4
Biological process (GO): skeletal muscle tissue development
Cellular component (GO): cytoplasm
Molecular function (GO): calcium ion binding
Source: RefSeq, a predicted model, not a curated record
CGCUUUAUGAGCGAAGUGAUGGCGGCCCCCAAGAAGGCGAAGCGCCGUGCGGCCGAGGGCAGCUCCAACGUCUUCUCCAUGUUCGACCAGACCCAGAUCCAGGAGUUCAAGGAGGCGUUCACGGUCAUUGAUCAGAACCGGGACGGGAUCAUUGAUAAGGAUGAUCUGCGCGAGACUUUUGCCGCCAUGGGCCGGCUGAACGUGAAGAACGAGGAGCUGGACGCCAUGAUCAAAGAAGCCAGCGGCCCCAUCAACUUCACCGUGUUCCUCACCAUGUUCGGGGAGAAGCUCAAGGGUGGGACAUUGGGGACAAUGGGGACAAUGGGGACA